Molecule: messenger RNA, 1869 nt
Organism: Arachis ipaensis
Lineage: Eukaryota; Viridiplantae; Streptophyta; Magnoliopsida; Fabales; Fabaceae
Gene: CIPK8
Product: CBL-interacting protein kinase 8
Biological process (GO): signal transduction; protein phosphorylation
Molecular function (GO): protein serine/threonine kinase activity; ATP binding
Source: RefSeq, a predicted model, not a curated record
UUCCACGCAUCAGUUCGAACUUAAAGAAGCGCGAAGCAAUGGUGAAAAAGUGAGAAAUUAAAGAAGAAGAAGAAGAAGAAGAAGAAGAAGAGCGAUGGUGGUUAGGAAAGUAGGGAAGUACGAGAUAGGGAGGACGAUUGGGGAAGGAACCUUCGCGAAGGUGAAGUUCGCUCAGAACACUGAGACCGGUGAGAGCGUCGCCAUGAAAGUUCUUGACCGCGCCACAAUCAUCAAGCACAGCAUGGUGGACCAGAUCAAGAGGGAGAUUUCUAUUAUGAAGCUAGUGAGGCAUCCCUAUGUUGUUCGCUUGCAUGAGGUUCUAGCAAGCAGAACGAAGAUUUAUAUCAUAUUGGAGUUCAUUACAGGUGGUGAAUUGUUCGAUAAAAUUAUACAUCAUGGACGUCUUAGCGAGGCUGAAGCUAGAAGAUAUUUCCAACAGCUUAUUGAUGGCGUAGAUUAUUGCCACAGCAAGGGAGUCUAUCACAGAGAUUUGAAGCCAGAGAAUCUUUUACUUGAUUCACAAGGCAAUAUAAAAAUUUCAGAUUUUGGUUUAAGCGCAUUACCAGAACAGGGUGUGAGUCUCCUUCGGACAACUUGUGGCACUCCAAACUAUGUAGCCCCCGAGGUACUCAGUCACAAGGGUUACAAUGGUGCUGUGGCAGAUGUUUGGUCCUGUGGGGUUAUCCUCUAUGUCCUAUUGGCUGGAUACCUUCCCUUUGAUGAGCUUGAUCUAACCACCUUAUACAGUAAGAUUAAUAAAGCAGACUUUUCAUGCCCUUCUUGGUUUCCUGUAGGGGCAAAAUCAUUGAUAUGUAGAAUUUUGGACACAAAUCCUGAAACGCGUAUAACCAUAGAACAAAUAAGAAACGAUGAAUGGUUUCAGAGGGGAUACGUUCCAGUCAGCCUUCAGGAGCAUGAAGAUGUAAAUCUGGAUGACAUAAAUGCUGCUUUUGAUGAUGCCGAGGAAGAGAGAGAUAUUCGUCAAAGCCAUAAUGAGGACAUGGGUCCCUUAUUGCUUAAUGCAUUUGACUUGAUCAUUCUAUCUCAAGGCUUAAACCUCGCAUCAAUGUUUGACAAGGGACAGGGCUCUCUUAAGCAUCACACACGUUUUAUAUCUCAAAAGCCAGCAAAGGUGGUUUUAUCAAGUAUGGAAGUUGUGGCCCAAUCAAUGGGAUUUAAGACGCAUAUUCGCAACUUUAAGAUGAGAAUAGAGGGUGUCUCAGCAAAUAAAACAUCUUUUUUCUCGGUUAUUCUGGAGGUUUUUGAGGUGGCUCCCACAUUUUAUAUGGUGGACAUUCAGAAUGCAGCUGGAGAUGCUGGCGAAUAUCUCAAUUUUUACAAGAGUUUUUGCGGCAAUCUUGACGAUAUAAUCUGGAAACCACCUCAUGAAGCAAGCAAAUCAAGGAUCUCUAAGACUAAAAGCAAAAGGCGAUAGUUUCAUCCGUUGUAAUACCUUCCUCUUUGAUUGUAAAAAAAGGAAGAGGGGGAGGGGGUGUAUUCAUAGUUAUAGAACAUCAACUUCUCUCACAAUUGAGAGUUAUAGUGUUAUAGAUUAUAUGUUUAUAUGUUUGUAGAGAAUAAUUUCUAUUAGUUGACAGUGUGUCAUUGCAUAGAAAUUAUUCUUUAUGUUUUUUAUCGAUCAUUCGAUCUAGAAUCGCUGGUUUUCAGUAAAUCUUUAUUGUUUGGUUUCUUAGUCCUACUUCUAAAAUUCCUCCUCUUGAGAAAUUCGAGAAUGGAAGCUUUUUUUUUUUUCCCAUCUCCCAGAAGAGUGUAUGCAAUGUUUGUGGCCAUUAGUUUGGUUUGAUACAUUAUAGAUAGAUCUCUCUUGGCACUUAAUUUCCUCCAUUUACCAAGCUUAAAUUGACCUGA